CUUCAGUCAAGGAAGUGGUAAACUGAUUAUAAACAGUACACAUGGAGGGUGUGUCCGAGUGAACAUUUUAUAAGUUAAAGGGUUUUCAAGGGAAUAAUGGGGGACGUGGCGAAAGCUAAACGUCGGGAACAACUAAAACGAUGGUCCGGAUCAAGUACAGACAGAGAACCAGCAGUACCCAGACAACGGUGGCGAGGAGAUGUUGUGGACACGGGUGAAUCGGAGGCCGUAGGCGUUGAGGAAUCGGAGGGAUCUCAAGAUGCGGAUGGAAACGGAUCUACCACCGCAGAACACCAAGGGUCAACAAAGCAAACUAUGAAACGAAGGCGAAGAGUUCGCUUUGAGAGAACGGCCGAGUUCUUGGCUGUCUGCGCCAGUGGUGACACUGAGGAGGCUGGGGAGAUGCUGAAAGAGGCCAAAGGGCUACAGAUCGUGGAGCCGGAGAUCAACGGAGGCAUCGUCAACUGCUCCAAUGCCGAUGGAAUCACCGCCUUACACCAGGCGUGCAUCGACGGCAGCAUGGAGGUGGUGGCCUUCCUCCUGCUCGAGGGCGCCCACGUCAACCAGGUGGACAGCGAGGGCUGGACGCCACUGCACGUGGCCGCCAGCUGUGGGAACCUGGACAUCACUGAAUUCCUGCUGGAUCAGGGCGCGUCGCUGAGCGCCGUGAACUGUGACGGAGACGUGCCCCUGGACAUCGCCGAGGACGAGGCCACGGAGACGCUACUGCAGGAGCACACGCAGAAGCAGGGAGUGGACCUGGUCGCGGCCAAGCGUGCGGAGGAGGAGCAGAUCAUGGGCGACGCGCGCCAGUGGCUGACGGAGGGUCUGCCCGCCGACGUGCACAACGCCAGGACCGGCGCCACCCCCCUGCACGUGGCCGCCGCCAAGGGCUACCUGGAGGCCAUCAAGCUGCUGUGCCAGUGCGGGCUGGACGUGUCGGCGGUGGACGUGGACGGCUGGACUCCGCUGCACGCGGCGGCCCACUGGGGCCAGGGAGAGGCCUGCCGCAUCCUGGCCGAGCAGCUCUGUGACAUGGAGGCCCGCAGCGCAGCGGGCCAGACCCCUUUUGAUGUCGCUGAUGAGAGCGUGGAGGCAUUGCUGGAGGAGCUGUCUCAAACCCAAGCCAAUUGGCGGAACGAGAGGUCCAACAAUGACCCACAGAAUGCCCCAGCGGCUGCCAACGCUCCGGGCAAAAAGAGGAGGACGUCGGUGUGCAGGAUGAGCAGCAGGGACAAGAUGAACGUGCAGGACCAGUCGAAAGAGAGGGGCAUCUCCGGAGGCCUGGACAUGAACGAGGAGCGCGAGAGCAGCCCAGAGAGUUCCACUGUGUCCAGUCCAGACAGUGAAAGUAUUACUACCUCGACCACUAGCCCUGCUGAAAAGACGGCGGACGAGAAGGAGCCGGAGGAGAAGGACCAGGACUUGUCCAGCCGGACGGCGCGGGUUCAGCCCACCCCGCAGAAGCGCGAGUCUCCCGCCGAGAGCCCCAGCAACGCCGUCGGCGAAGGCCGCAAGUUCAAGGCACCGGCCCGUGACGAGGAGUCCGAGUCCCAGAGGAAGGCCCGCUCCCGUCUGAUGCGCCAGUCCAGACGCUCCACACAGGGGGUGACGCUCACCGAACUGAAGGAGGCAGAGCGGAUUGUGGGUCGCCCCUCAGAACCCUCCCGCAGUGUCCAGUCGGUCAGCCCCAUCGUCACGGUGACACCGGCAGAGAGAGAUACAGAUCCAGUAAAGCAGGGGGCGCCAGAGGAAGACAACCGCCUGAGCACCAGGGAGCGCCGGAGAAAGGAGAGGAAGGAGAGACGCUCCACCGGAGUGGUCCAGUUCACUGGAGAGACAGAAGACGCUGAUGCCAGUGAGGAUGCCCGCCCAGACAACACAGCCCCUGAGCCGCAGUCAGAGGACUCCUCGACGGACUACAGGGUGCUGUACUCGGAGGUGCUGACAGAGAACGCGCUGCUGCGCGACAAGCUGCAGGAGACUCAGCUGCUGCUCAGCGAGAGCAAGGUGGAGCUGGAGCGACUGAGACAGAGUCAAGAGAACGGUUCUGAGCGUCCUGCCCUGCUGGAGCUGGAGCAGUUUGAGAAGAAAGUCCUGCAGAGGAGGGCAGCAGAGCUGGAGGACGAGCUAAAGGUCCUGGUGGAUCUCCGUUCAGACAACCAGAGACUGAAAGACGAGAACGCAGCGCUCAUCCGCGUCAUCAGCAAGCUCUCCAGAUGAGCCCCGCCCACGUCGGGGGUUCGGGUUUUUUUUUUGUUUUGCUGUGAACAACGAGAGUCAGCGUGCCCUCUUCAUCUGCAUGCCAGGGGUGGGGGGCGUGGGGCUGUUGACCUCUGACCCCAGCGAAAACGCCCGUCUCUCUCUGUACACGCACUGACAUCAUAGCACAUAAUCUCGAUCUGGGUUAAGUUUCUCUCGACCCCUUAACGUGGGGCACAGUUAUAUGGAAAAAGAAAAGAAAACUACUGUUAUCCAAGCUAUAAGCUGCACAGCCCCCUCUGUGCAGUAGGGCACAAUUUGGAAUUUGCAGGGUGCUUUUGUUCUGUUUUUUGCUGUUUAUGUUUUUAUUUUGUUUUUUGUUUUGUUUUUCCUGCUUUUAAAAUGCACUGUGCUUCAGAUGUUUUUCCUAACUUCUUGAUGGGAGUAGCCCUGGUUAAGUUUAAGGUUACGGCUUAUUUUUGUACUGGUAUAAAUUGCUUUUAGGUCGUCUUGCCACCGGCUCUUCUUUGAUUACCACAAAAGUGUAUGCUCAAGUCAGCCUACCUACUGUACCUUGAUGGUCCUUCCUGGGAUGACGUCAGGUUUUUUAGCACUGAAAGAAAAGAAAAUGACAAGGAGACAUGGUUGCGAUAUUAUCAUUGUGUAAAAAAGAAAAGACAAAAAAAAAACAAACAAAAAAAACUUACAUGUGCCAAAAACAAUGUACGCCCAUUCCUGUGUACUUCAGCGUGUCUCCGUAGGGGGAGGGAGGGGGUGGGUGGGGAGGUGGGGAGUGUCGCCAGGGUGAUUCUCAGGAGACAAGUUUAGGUCAACACUGUGCCCGAGCUGACCGCGUCCGUCGUCAGCUGGACCAAACUGGCACGUUGCAUGGUAUCGCCACUCUGUCGGUGAAUGUUAUUUAUGUUGUGUAUAUACUCUCUCGGAGGGGACGUGUUCUCUGCCAACGGUUUAGUGGUCUCAUGUUUUUAUUUGAUUAUUUUUUUUUUCCCUUCAGGAGGAGAACAGAGUGCUAAUACUGUGACUUAAGGCCCGCGUGGCGCUCCACACACAAUGGGUCGAGUCGAUCUGAACGUUUACCGCCCUUUUUCUUUUGUCGUUAUUUUUAAGCGAAUGCAUGCCAAAAUGUAUUUUGAAAGAAAAAAAAAACGAAAUGUGCCUUUCUACAUAUCUGUUUUAAUAUUUCUAUUUUGCUUAGAUAAAGAAAGACUGUCAAAGGACAGGAUAGUGCUAUAACAGAAAUGUGUCAGUUUCUCAGUCAUCUCAUUCCCAUAUAUGAAACGUGAACAUUUUGAAGAUGCAAAAUAAAAAAAAAAUAUCUGUGUAAAA
Messenger RNA from Sardina pilchardus (European sardine), 3549 nucleotides. RefSeq names its product protein phosphatase 1, regulatory subunit 12C (gene ppp1r12c). Gene Ontology annotation, biological process: signal transduction. Bases 97 to 2223 code for a protein of 708 amino acids. NCBI's taxonomy places the organism in Eukaryota, Metazoa, Chordata, Actinopteri, Clupeiformes, Clupeidae. Gene Ontology annotation, cellular component: cytoplasm. The record is from RefSeq and is a predicted model, not a curated record. The transcript has 20 exons. Gene Ontology annotation, molecular function: enzyme inhibitor activity; phosphatase regulator activity; protein kinase binding.